Molecule: messenger RNA, 991 nt
Organism: Populus nigra (black poplar)
Lineage: Eukaryota; Viridiplantae; Streptophyta; Magnoliopsida; Malpighiales; Salicaceae
Product: bidirectional sugar transporter N3-like
Exons: 6
Coding region: 1-864 (287 amino acids)
Biological process (GO): carbohydrate transport
Cellular component (GO): membrane
Molecular function (GO): sugar transmembrane transporter activity
Source: RefSeq, a predicted model, not a curated record
AUGGCAGUGACGAGCAUUCUCCAUUUGGCAUUCACAUUUGGCAUUCUAGGAAACAUUAUUUCAACCAUGGUGUACUUGGCUCCAGUGCCAACAUUUAUCCGAAUUUUCAAAAAAAAAUCAACAGAAGAUUUCCAGUCGUUGCCUUAUCUCAUGGCAUUGUUCAGUUCUAUGCUUUGGCUGUACUAUGCAAUGCUCAAAAAAGAUACAAUUCUUCUUGUCACCAUCAACUCAUUUGGAUGUGUCAUAGAGACUACUUACAUUGCCAUCUAUAUUGUUUAUGCAACAAGAGAGAGCAGGGUCUCAACAAUCAAACUACUUAUUUCUAUGAACUUGGGGUUGUUCUCUUUGAUCCUUCUCCUUGCACAUUUUCUAGUGAGUGGUUCAGUACGUGUUAAGGUUCUUGGUUGGCUUUGUGUUGCCUUGUCCGUGUGCGUCUUUGCAGCACCUUUAAACAUCCUGAAACAAGUAAUUCGAACAAAGAGCGUAGAGUUCAUGCCGUUCACCCUGUCAUUUUUCCUUACUUUGAGCGCGGUCAUGUGGUUUGCCUAUGGCCUUUUACUCAAGGACUUGUGUAUCGCUCUUCCGAACAUCUUGGGCUUCAUCUUGGGGUUACUUCAGAUGCUGCUAUAUGGGAUCUACAGGAAUGCACAGAAGGUUGAAGAGAAAAAGAAGCUGCCAGCUGAAAACUUAAAGAGUAUUGUCAUAUUAAGCGCAGUAGGGGGGCCUGAAGUUUAUCCGGUCGAUGCAAAACCUGACGUGAAUGGAGGUGCUGAGGAGCAUGACCAGACAGAGGAGUCUAAGGAGGAUGAGAAAAGCAUGGAAGCUUCACAGGAUAAGCUCCAAUCAAAUGAAUGUGCAGUUUGAUUUACACGUAUUUAUUUAUUAUAACCUUGUUACAAACUUCCUCGCUAAUGAUCAUACGAUGCCAUGCCAUCGAUCCCCUACCAGUAGUAAUUAAGUAGCAUUAAUUUCAUGUUGUACACUCUGUAUA